Molecule: messenger RNA, 951 nt
Organism: Marmota flaviventris (yellow-bellied marmot)
Lineage: Eukaryota; Metazoa; Chordata; Mammalia; Rodentia; Sciuridae
Source: RefSeq, a predicted model, not a curated record
AUGGCUGAUGAGAAGACCUUCCGCAUUGGCUUCAUUGUGCUGGGGCUGUUCCUGCUGUCCCUCGGCACCUUCCUCAUGAGCCACGACCGACCCCAGGUCUACGGCACCUUCUACGCCAUGGGCAGUGUCAUGGUGAUGGGAGGCGUUAUCUGGAGCAUGUGCCAGUGCUACCCCAAGAUUGCCUUCGUACCCGCGGACUCUGACUUCCAAGGCAUCCUAUCCCCGAAGCCCCUGGGCCUGUUGGAGAAUGGGCUUGCCACAGAGGUGAAGAGCCCCCAGGCCCCCUACGUCAGGCUGUGGGAGGAGGCGGCCUACGACCAGAGCCUGCCUGACUUCAGCCAUAUCCAGAUGAAGGUCCUGGGCCAUAGCGAGGAUCCUCGCCCAUUGCUGGCCCCUGAGACACAGCCAAGAACCAGCGAUGGAGAAGCAGGUGGCCCGCAGGAUGCCCAGGCCUGGGUGGAGGCCGCUGUGGUCGUCCACAGGGGCUUGGAUGAGAAUGAGGAGGAAAGACACCGAACUCAGAACAGCUCCCCAGCCUGUCCCCAGGGCCCUGCGCCCUUGGCCUCCUUCCAAGAUGACCUGGACUUGGGCUCCAGUGAAGGUAGCAGCCCCAACCCAUCUCCACCUGCUGGGGAGGAACCUCACCCCCUAGCACAGAAGCACCGGGCCUGCAGGAGCACACGGGGCCGCUUCUAUGACUUUGCCUUAAUUGAUGAUGCUUCUGUGUCAGAGGAUGGGCCCCGAGAGGGGCAGCAGUGGGAGACAGCCCUGCCCAGCAACAGCUGGCAUCAGUACCCAAGGACAAAGGAGGUGGAGGAGGAGAAGGCUGUAGAAGCAGGUGUGGAGGAGCCCGAGGAGGAAGAGGAAGACUUGUACUACGGACUGCCAGACAGCCCCGGGGACCCCCUCCCCGACAAAGAACUGGGCUUUGAGCCAGAUGCCCAGGGCUAA